Dioscorea cayenensis subsp. rotundata (Guinea yam) is the source of this 1210-nucleotide messenger RNA. RefSeq names its product HVA22-like protein k. The transcript is spliced from 8 exons. Bases 115 to 765 code for a protein of 216 amino acids. NCBI's taxonomy places the organism in Eukaryota, Viridiplantae, Streptophyta, Magnoliopsida, Dioscoreales, Dioscoreaceae. The record is from RefSeq and is a predicted model, not a curated record.
CCGCGUGCGACCCCGCUCUCGCGAUCUCUCGGCGACAUCGAGGGCUUUGAUCUUUCUACAAACCGUCACCAGAUUCCCGGCCCAUCCCCUUCUCCGAUCGGAUCCGCCGCCGGUAUGGCUCUCCUCGGGGCGGCCAUCCCCAGCGAGGUUGGAUUGCGGUUGUUACUUUGCCCAUUUGGUAGUAACAUUGUCAUCAGAACUGCUUGCUGCACGGUGGGGAUUGGGCUGCCUGUAUACUCAACUUUUAAGGCUAUAGAGAACAGAGAUUGCAGUGAACAGCAUAAAUGGCUUGUAUAUUGGGCAGCUUAUGGAUCUUUCAGUCUUGCUGAGGUUUUUCUGGAUAAAUUUUUAUGUUGGUGCCCAUUUUACUAUCAUAUGAAGUUUGCCUUUCUUGUCUGGCUGCAACUACCAACCACUAAUGGAUCAAGGAUGAUUUACAGAAGAUAUCUGCGUCCUUUUCUGUUGAGACAUCAGGCUAGACUUGAUCAGCUACUUGGUGCCACCUCCAAUGAAAUCGCCAAAUUUGUUGUCACUCAUCAGAAUGAAAUACAAGUUUUGAAGUCUGUGAUUGAAAAGUGCGCCACAACAGCGAGUCAGAUUGUGAAAGACAUUAUUCAACCAGGACAAACUGAGGGCCGAAAUCUAAAUGAUGAUCCCAACAACCCUGCACCCAAUCGACUUCAGAUCCAAAAUGGUUCCAAUGCACCCCAAUCCACUAGUUCCCAAAGCCAAGACCAAGACCCAGAUCCGGAUUCUGACAAUUGAACUUUCUAUCGGCAUAACUUCUUGUCAAGCAAAAUCGAUUUUUAUUAGAAAAGCCUGCAUAAUUUAUGUACAUACGGAUUCUCGCCUGUCCAUAUUUGUUGUAUGAACGCAAUGUGGGCAUCUAGGUUGCUUGGAUAAAUCAUUAAAUCAAAGCUUUUAGCCAAUUCUACUAUUUAACUAUAUAUACUAUCUUUUGUCUUUCUAUCCCAUUUGAAGCAGCUGACCUGACCGGACGUUUUUGCUCUGGUGGUGCACCUGUUAGUCUCUGUUAUGAUUUGUUGAUUUCUAAUCUGAGCUUGCCUUGUAGGACUUGUGUAGGGUCCAAACAACUGUCAAGAACUUGAAUUUGGUUUAUUUACAGUGCAACAGCUUUGGUAUUGUAAUGUAAACUUUACAUUUGUUUGGCUGAUUGCCUUGCUUUGCUUUCAAUAACUCAUUAUUAUUC